This is a messenger RNA of Macrosteles quadrilineatus (aster leafhopper), 726 nucleotides long. RefSeq lists its product as uncharacterized. The transcript has 4 exons. The record is from RefSeq and is a predicted model, not a curated record. NCBI's taxonomy places the organism in Eukaryota, Metazoa, Arthropoda, Insecta, Hemiptera, Cicadellidae. The coding region runs from base 1 to 726 and encodes 241 amino acids.
AUGUCUCCGAUGGGAGACAUCAGCUACCCCGCCUGGGUGCACAUGCCUCCGAUCGGAGACAUUGGAACAGUCACAACAAAACAAACUCAUCACUUCAUUAUGAGUGUCAAGCUUUUAUUGUGUGGUCUAUUGUACAUUUGUUUUCAAGACACAGCCGAUGGGAUUCCAAUACAUAUUGCAGAAAAUGACGAGGAUAUUCUUUUAAGCAGAAACACAGUGAACAUUGAAAAUCAAGAAGAAUACUCUAACACCACAACGAUAAGGAGUGUUGUGUUCGAUAAACCGCUGGAAAUAAAUUAUGCAAGUGAAAAAAGGACAUUUACAAGUUUGUCCAGAAGUUAUCCUGAAGAGGAAAUGAAUGAACUUGACGGCCUGAUUUUACCAAUCAGGUUACGGAAAAGAGAUACAGAAAAAGAGUCAUUACUUGAUCAGAUUGGUGAGAAAGGUGUUGAUGAAAAUGCAAAUAAAGAAGCGAGGGCUUCGAUACCAUUUUUACCAAAGCAGGAAUCAGAAGGCCAAAGUGGAAGUGGAGGAGGUUUGAUUCCAGGACUUCCUUCUAUGCCUGGACUUCCAGAUGCUUCCAACACUCCAGUGGCUGUUAUGGGCGGGUUCCAGAUGAUUCUCAUGCCAAUGCCGGGACUUACCAUGUCCAAUAUAGGGAGUGCCAUGCAAGCUGGUCAACAGCUAUCCCAGAUGGUCCCUGGUAUGCCUUCUAUCCCGGGCUGA